Messenger RNA from Wasmannia auropunctata (little fire ant), 4368 nucleotides. RefSeq lists its product as uncharacterized. Lineage: Eukaryota; Metazoa; Arthropoda; Insecta; Hymenoptera; Formicidae. Gene Ontology annotation, molecular function: nucleic acid binding; zinc ion binding. The transcript has 3 exons. The coding region runs from base 214 to 3942 and encodes 1242 amino acids. The record is from RefSeq and is a predicted model, not a curated record.
AACUUGUAUUACGAGAAAUGCUGUUCAUCUCAUUAUACACGGAUUCAACUAGCACGUGCUGUUCUUGCAAAGUACGGUGUCUUUGUAUUAGCCACAUAAAAUUUAUUGUUAUAUAUUUAUCAAAUAUUGUUAUAUCAAUGGCAUAUCAGUCGAUUAUAUUCCAAAUUUGUUCAAUUAAUUCCAGAAUUGAUCUGAGAAAUUCUCAUAGACAUCAUGUCAGACGGUAUCACUGAGAGGAAGAACAACUUCGAGGAUUAUUAUAAAACCGACGAUUUGGACGAUAGCGAGUUGCAGGCUCGUCUGUAUGCAGAAAUCUAUUACGAAUCGAACGUCGAGGGCGGAUCAGGAACCGCGGAAGCCCCGAGGACGAUUGAAUUUGAUAGGAUUGAGACGACGAACGUUGAAUCAAAGAGCAUGCAACGCGAAUCUGAAGAACAACCCUCGGCACCCCGGACGUACGAGGCCACUGGAGGUAAAUCUGAUAAAGCUACGAAAAAGUCUAAAUUGUCGGUAAAACAUCAGAAUAUUCAAAAAGAGAGUUCUAUAAAAAUAUCGAUAUACAAUAACACGUAUAUACGAUAUCCAGCAGAUCCUCAGAAGACACAUUCUGCAGAUCAGGCAGAAUUUGCUCAAGUCGAUACAUUGGCGGGCAGAGAAAUGAACCCUGCACACGAGUGUGAUAACGAGAGAUCUUUAGAAGAGCCUUCAAUUGUACAAGGUCAAGAGAGAACUGAAAAUUCUUCCAAGAAGCGCAAAUUUUCCAAAUGUGCAAAAAAUGCAUGUCAAGAAAGCUCUGAGAAAGACAAUAACGAUACAACACAUUCAAAGUACAACGUUGUUUCGAAAGGUGUGAAACAAAAGAGGCUUUUAACCAAACAGACUAAUAAAAAUAAAGACAACUCUGACUCUGAAGAAUCUGUAUUUGAAGUGCCUAUCCCACCGAAACCGAAGCCACCGCUCAUAGACCUGCAAGAUUCGGACGAAGAAAGUAAAUCAUGUGGAAGGCUAGAUGAGGAUGAUGUAGUUUUAAGAAAAUGGAGUAAUGUAGUAGAGACAGAUUCAAUAACGAACCGAUUUAAUAAUUGCGAGUCAGAAAUCUUGGAAGCAAUACAUAGCCAUCAAGACUCAUCUACCAAGAGAACGAAUACUGUUAGAUUAAAUAACAAGGAUACUGCAAAUCCUAGUAAAAGUAUUGAAACUUCAGCACGUGCACAGAAUUUUACGGAAGAUAUUGUGUUGAAUUGCACAACGUUUCAAACAGGCGCUAAUAGCAUAAAUGAAAUUAGGCAGUUGUCCAAAAGCGUCAGGGCAAAUCAAGAAAGUAAAUCGACUGAAGAUUCAAAUCAAAGCAAGAGAGCAUCACCGCAAAAUAAGUCGAAAGGAAAUAAUGAAAAUGCUAAUCUUCAACAAGAAACAUCGGUGACAUCAGGAAGAAAAUCGCAAGUGACGCAACAAAAUGUAUAUAAUCUUAGACGUGUGGAGCCAGACAAAACAUUAGGAGCAAAGUCUUGCAAUCCAGUAAAUGACCGAAAGAGACGAUGCAACAACGAUGUCGACAGUCAGUCUAAACAGAAGCGACAGUGCAUCGUUCAACAGGAUAACCAAAAUGUUACGCCGCAGAGUAACAGCGGUGGACAGAAAAGAAACGUAUCGAGUGACUUUUUCGAGUCAAUGUCGGAGGAGAUGAAGAACUAUUACAACACGAGUCGCGGCCAAGAGAACUUCGAUGUUGGCGAGUUGCAGCAGGGCAUGUCGAAGGAUCCGCGAAUGUGGGCAAUCCUGGAUGAAGACAUAAUGCCGAGUCCCACUGGUAGACGUAUUCAAAGAUUCUGGAACACCAAAUGCACCAACUGCCAGCAGGAAGGCCAUCGGCACUACAUGUGUCCGAUGGUACGUAAAUCACCGUGUUGCUACAUGUGCGGCAUGAAGGGCCACACGGAGUCUCGAUGUCCGCGGAAGAUGUGUCUAACAUGUGGACACGAGCAAGAGCAAUGUCCCGAUCUUUGGCGACGGUACCAUCAGACGACCGACAUGACUAGCGUGCCGCAGGAUCCGGGUAACGUGAUGAAGCCGUGGAGAUUGCUUUAUUGCCCUAAUUGUGCUAAACGCGGCCACGAAUCGUCCGCGUGCAGAGAAUAUCGAUGGUCCGAGCAUUUCCCUACACCAGCUGCCGUGACAAAUUAUACAGACGGGCCCACGUAUACGCCAUCGAGUCCCCGUGCGUCAACUUCCUCUGGACCUAACCCUGAGACAGGUUUCUCGUCUGAAGCGAGAGAAAACGAAAUAUCGACUCUACAAAGUGCCACUGAGGUACAACAAACAAUGACCGAAGACGCGGUAUCCUUUCCCAGAAACGUAAACACAUUAUCAUCAAAUAAUAAUUUUUGUACUUCACGAAGAGCUGAUUGGAUCUUGCAAAUAGAUGGAUUACGAUCUUUCAUGGCGAAUUGGCCCACAGAUAGAAAAACAAUUCCCAAACCAAUCGAAGUGAGGGUUAAUAUUCAUCAAAUAUCAUUUGCUAGCAUUGUAUGGUCCUAUGGUGUUUAUCACAAUAAACAUCACAACAAGGCGCGGAUGAUUGUGGCAAAUCUUACUAAAGACUUUGCACAUAGAAAAUCUACGUUACAGAGUUUAGCCAAACGCGCUAUUAAUCCGGGUUUUUUAAAAGCAUUAAAGGAGAAGGAGAUAGAGUUUGAAUUGAAGAUAGGCUUUAUUAAUAGUGAUUUGACUCUUUUAUUAAUAGCGACGAAAGAAUACAUAAAACAUUUGUACGAUCUGUUCAGAUAUUGGCUUAAUCUUCCGGAUGAUGAAAAAGAUUAUGGUAUAGACGUAACUGCAUCUACAAAUCCUACAAAGAUGUACAACUUGUUGCAAGGGAGAAUGCCGCAACUCGAGAAAAUGCGUUUCACAUGUUAUGCCGACUAUGUAGGAAAUAUAAGUAAUCCGCUAUGGUUGUACAAGGCUAUAAAAAAUGAAAAAAACGGUUUGAAACGAUUCCAAGGAAGUAGGAGAAAACAUCUUCUCUUACGCAGAAAUUUAAUGCGUUCGCAAAUCAAACUUCUCAUGAUCGUCAAUACCGAACCUGAACCGAAUUGUUUCGUACGUAUGUUCGAGGGCGCGAUGAAGAGAUUCAAAUCAGAACUAAAUCAAAUGGGCCAUAGGCUUGACACUGCCACUUAUCUUGGGCUUCUCCUGCUUUACAAUUAUCUAUUUGUACCUCACACACCGGAGGACGUGCACGAGACGUUACGUCGCAUGCAGAGUAAGGAGGACGAGACAAUCCUUCCGCAGGCUGCGCCAGAGACGCAUCACGUACCAGAUGUACCAGAGAUACGUGAACAAGAAAACUUAAAUUCCUCCACAAUUAUUAAUCAACAGAAUAACGAAUUGUCAGCUGACGGACAAAACAAUAAGGACGAUACUUUGCUUGAGACGGGCAAAGUAACGGAUCGCAAUUGCGAUGAGACAAUAGUAAUAAACGAUUCUCUUACGGAAGAGAAUUCUCCGAAUAUACCUUUAAAUACCGAGCCCGUGUCGGAUGAAUCGAGAGAUCCUAACAGUAACGAAGAUCAAUUGUCAACAGGCGAAGUAAACAUCGAAUCCACUGUAUCCGUGGACAAACAGAACGCGAACGUGUAUUGUGCGAUAGAUAUACCAAAAGAACAUUCGAUGAAAAAGUCCAAGAAACAACAAUUAAAAGAAGAGAAAAAGAGAUCGAGAGAACUUUCCAAAAAAAAAAUAUGUAGUACCGCGUCAAAUCUCGUAGAAAUGGCUCGUGCUCUUAAACUGCCACAUAUGAUAGAUGCGGCAGAUGCAAUACAAAAACGGAUUAGCAAUCAAACAGUUAUGCGUAAACAUGUCAAGACAUUGUCUAAAUUGAUUGAGUUAGAGAAAUUUUAUCAAACUACUCUUAAUAAUUAUUUCAAAGUCUUGAAGUCAUAGUAGUUUACAAAAAUUAUUUCCGUUCAGUGGUAUCUGACGUGCAUUCGUAUAAUAUACGAAAUCGUUCGGGUUAGGUUUAUCUUAACUAUAUGGGAAAAUUUGAACGAUAUUGAAUGACCCGUAACGAAUGUACGUUAACAUAUUUGAAAAGAAAAUAUUUGUUAUGACUUAAAACUUGUUAAAAAAAAACUCUAGAAACAGUUCGACUGUAUGUAUUAUACUGUGCUCUAUUAAUCAUCCCGAUGAUUGUAAUUAAAACAAUAUCAUAUGGUCUUAUGUUAUAUACUGUAAUAAGUAUAAAAUAAAAGUCGACUAUUUUUUUGUAAUUCUUUAUAUCCUUGGAUAAAUUAAAUAAUCCUGUCAAUUCUUGCUUACUGCAUGACGUUAUUUUGUCGCAAAUGAAAUAAUAAAUAACUAAAGCUAUUA